Messenger RNA from Symsagittifera roscoffensis, 1762 nucleotides. Its product is annotated as phosphoglucomutase-1-like. Lineage: Eukaryota; Metazoa; Xenacoelomorpha; Acoela; Convolutidae. The record is from RefSeq and is a predicted model, not a curated record. The transcript has a single exon. Gene Ontology annotation, molecular function: phosphoglucomutase activity; magnesium ion binding. Bases 2 to 1681 code for a protein of 559 amino acids. Gene Ontology annotation, biological process: carbohydrate metabolic process. Gene Ontology annotation, cellular component: cytosol.
UAUGAGUUUAACCGUUCAGACCGUCUCUACCACACCAUUUGCUGACCAGAAGCCGGGCACUAGCGGACUACGCAAGAAAGUCAAGGUCUUCCAGCAAACCAACUACCUCGAGAACUUUGUCCAAUCAACAUUCAAUGCCGUCGGAGAAUCUGUCAUUAAAGGAGGACACUUGGUGUUAGGUGGUGACGGAAGAUACUUCAACAAACAUGCAGUCGAGGUCAUCCUGAAAAUGAGUGCUGCCAAUGGUGUCAAAAAGGUCACUGUAGGUCAACACGGGAUCUUCUCAACGCCGGCUGUAUCUGCAACUAUUCGGAAACUGGGAGCAUCUUCAGGAGGAAUUAUUUUAACUGCCAGCCACAACCCAGGUGGUCCAGAUAAUGAUUUUGGAAUCAAGUAUAAUAUCACGAACGGAGGACCGGCGCCUGAAAAAAUUACAAGUGCUAUUUUUGCGCAGUCUAAAGAGAUUGCAGAAUACAAAAUAUGCCCUGACUUGACGGUGGAUGUUUCGAAAAUCGGAAGUUGCAGUUUGCAGAUCGAGGGUCUGUCUUCUUUCGAAGUUGAAAUUGUUGAUAGUUGUGACAUCUAUGUGGCACUGAUGAAAGAAAUCUUCAAUUUUGAGCAAAUCGAGUCAUUUUUGAAGAACUUCAAACUGAACAUUGAUUGUCUGAACGGAGUAACUGGACCCUACGCAAAAAGAAUUUUCGUCAAAGAACUGAAAUGUGACGCGAAAAGCGUAGUGAACUCUGAGUCUCUUGAAGACUUCGGUGGUCUUCAUCCGGAUCCAAAUUUGACAUACGCAAAAAGCCUCUUAGAUAUGAUGAAACUAGGAGAGCAUGAUUUUGGCGCGGCCUUUGACGGAGACGGAGAUCGAAACAUGAUUCUGGGAAAAAAUGGAUUCUUCGUCAACCCAAAUGACUCAUUAGCGGUCAUAGCUGCAAACCAAGACUGUAUACCUUAUUUUAAGAAUAAAGCAGCAGCCGGUUUCGCAAGAUCAAUGCCAACAGGUGCUGCUGUUGAUUUGGUCGCCCAAAAAAAAGGUAAAAAGUGUUUCGAAGUUCCGACAGGCUGGAAGUUUUUCGGAAAUUUGAUGGACGCCGGCUUGAUCAACCUCUGUGGCGAGGAGAGUUUUGGAACCGGUUCGGACCACAUUCGUGAAAAGGAUGGAAUUUGGGCUGCUCUUGCCUGGCUGCAAAUUUUAUCCUCACAGAGUGCAGAGAAACAGUCGGUCGAAAAGGUCGUGCGAGGCCAUUGGAAUGAAUUUGGGAGAAAUUUCUUCACGAGGUACGAUUACGAAGAGGUUGAAUCAUCCGCGGGGGCCAAGGUCAUGUCUAACGUGGAACAGCAGUUGACCUCUCUCAAAGGUCAAAGUUUUGAAGCUAUGGGCGUUAAAUAUACUGUUGCACUAGCCGAUAAUUUCUCCUACAAGGAUCCAGUUGAUGGAAGUCUGACUGAGAAACAGGGCCUGAGAAUUGUUAUGAUGGAUGGAUCUAGAAUCAUAUUUCGUCUUAGUGGAACCGGUAGUAGUGGGGCUACGAUUCGAUUGUACGUCGACUGUUUUUCGAGUGAUGCUGAGUUGUUUGACCAGGAUUCGGUAGUUCUGAAACCGCUGGUCGAGAUUGCACUGAAAAUAUCCGACUUGGUUCAGGUUACUGGCCGACAGGAACCAUCCGUGAUCACUUGAUUGACUUAUAACUGAUACCUAAAAAAACAAGGCAUAAAUUUCAAAUAACCAGCAGAAAUAUUUUGAGCACCUCCGCGUUUU